GUAGGAGGGUUUUGAAGUUAAAACCUAGAGGAGUGCUGAACAGAGAUUGAAGUUUCUUCCCAUGGCGUGGAGGCAAUUCUUUUCCCUCAACAGAAGAUUUCCUAUACCAUCAAAUGCUGCACUGUCACCCUUCGCAGGGUUUUCUAGUUUCUCCUCCAAAUCCAAUCAGUACAUAGUGAAGGUGGGGAUUCCAGAGUUCUUGAACGGAGUGGGGAAAGGGGUAGAGACCCAUGCCGAAAAGAUUGAGUCCGAGAUCGGAGAUUUCCAGAAGCUUCUGGUUACUCGAACCCUUAGGCUCAAGCGUCUUGGCAUCCCCGUAAAGCAUAGGAAACUAAUACUGAAAUACACCCACAAAUAUAGACUGGGACUAUGGAGGCCUAGAGCGGAGCCUGUGAAAUCCUAACAACGCUUUCGAUAACUGGCCACCCCACACAUAAGUUUAUUUGACGAAUGCGCUUUGUAAUAUUUACUGCUCUGAGCUCGAGUAAGAGCUUAAGUUAUUCAGGGAGUCUAGACCUUUUGUUUAGUAAAUCUGGAUAAGGAAAGCAUGCACUAUUGGACAUCAUGCUUUGGCUUUACUUGUGAUUCUGGUUUUUCAUGAAUUGUCACUUUUGGUCUAAACCACAGAAACAGUUUACUUCUUCAUCUUGGCC
Molecule: messenger RNA, 653 nt
Organism: Ipomoea nil (Japanese morning glory)
Lineage: Eukaryota; Viridiplantae; Streptophyta; Magnoliopsida; Solanales; Convolvulaceae
Exons: 3
Coding region: 62-403 (113 amino acids)
Source: RefSeq, a predicted model, not a curated record